Molecule: messenger RNA, 3008 nt
Organism: Fusarium redolens
Lineage: Eukaryota; Fungi; Ascomycota; Sordariomycetes; Hypocreales; Nectriaceae
Exons: 1
Coding region: 368-2884 (838 amino acids)
Source: RefSeq, a predicted model, not a curated record
UCAGCAGGUUCAACGGCCAUCUCAAGACCCUGUAGUGAAAGAAUUCUGCCGCUUACACCGCCUAAAUUGUUUGCCUUUCACGUCCACCCGAAGUCAAGGCGCCAGUGGCUCUAAAAACCACUCCAUUAAUUGCACAGACCUCCAACUUCAAAGCUUCCAUUUCUUGAACAACAACCGAAACAGCGCAUUUACAUUUUGAUCAGUAGUAUCUCUUUGGUCCGCGUCAUAUCGCGUCAAGAGUGGCGUUGUCGGUCGGGCUUAUUACCCAACAUUUUCGCUGAGCUAACUUGGAGUUGGUCCUAUUUUGCUUGCUCCUUAAUCUGGUGUCACCUGGUGACGCGACGUGUACAUUUCACUCGCCGCCAUCAUGGCACAAGAGAUUGCUCUUCAGGGGCAUCUCGCUAGUAGGAAUGAGCUCGCUGGUCUUGCUGAGAAGGGCCGUCAUCAGAUUGAGCAGUAUGAGAAGAUUGUACGCUUCUCGACCACUGUUCUUUCUGGUAAACAUCCGACUAUCAAGGUCCCCUCUAACUUUAUCCCUUCCACACAAUCUUCCAUCCGUCCGAUAGAUGUUUCCAUGACAGAUGGAGCGCCGAGUCAUCAGUCAGACAUUCAACGGCAGACUAUCGCGAACGAAAAGCAAGCAGACGUGUCUGCUACUGUUCCCUCUAGCACUACCAACAACAGCAAACCAUACGGGACAGGAUCUACUGAGAUUAACCCCAUCUUCCUAGAGAAGUCUGACGAUUUGGUUAAAGCAGAGUUGAAGUUGCAGAGACAGAGGCUGGAACGUGCUUUGAGAGACGAGGUUGACCAGAGACGGGUAACUGCUAAGAGCGUGGUGCAAGGGGAGCCUAUCGUCGAAUUUGAUCUUAACGAGGUCUUGACGAAAGCCUUGACGCUUGUGGAAAGCACUUCUGGUCCCGACACUGCUGCUGCUGCUGAUGCUACUGACCAUGACAAUGCAAGUGAUUCCUUCGAUGACAACACUUUCUACUCGUCGCAGCACAACACUCCGUCGUCCGUUUUGACUUCCCGAGUCCGUAACGAAUCCGAAGAGGCACAAGUGCCUGACGCGGAGUCGUUACCAACGAUAAACAACCAAAACGCUCCUAUUUCGCGACAACGUCCGACUGGUUUAGAGCAAGUCCCUCCGGAGCCGUACGCACCGAGCCACACUAGGCCUCAAGAAGCCUAUGCAAAUCCACAACCUUUCGUCGGUUCAUCGAGCGUUAACAGCACUUCACGACCUGGACACGUCCCUGGCCUUGCUGCUUAUAAUGCAGACAAGACAACACCUAGGCAGGAUAGAAGUGCCAGACAAAGUCCUAGUAAUGGGGAGAGCGAUAGGCGUAGAGUUGAUUACGGGCCAGCCUCUCGACAGCCUCCCCGUGAACACUAUAUUGACAGCCGUCCCCCUUCUCCUCUGAUCAGGGCACAUGAGAGAUCGCCUCAGAAUGCACAGACUUCGCCAUUAAUGAAUGCUAGGCCACGACCUCGGGCUGCCGAAGCGACGUCGACUUCGUCCACUGGUACUCCCGCCCAAGUUGCUGCUCUCAGAAAUGAGCCAGUCGCUGUUACCAGUCCUGAAAGCUCGCCUCAAGGCGGUGCAUCAGAUAGGCGGAGAGCAAAGAAGAAGAAGAGAAAGGCUGACAGGCAAGCGCCCGAGACUGAACCAACGCCCUAUAUCAAGGCUGAACCUAGAUCUCCUUCCCCUAUGAAUGCCCCUUCCUAUGUUCGUCCCAAUAAACGUCAAAGGUACGCUCAGCAACAACCAGAUGAACCUGUCUACGAAGAAGUUCGUUACGAGCCUCACCCUGGCCUCUAUCCUCCAGAACCUGUGCAUAAUCGUCAAGAGCGGGAUGAUCGAGUGCCAUUAGGCUAUGACAGAGUAGGCUUUUCAUCACAACGUGCAGCGAGCACCACUGUUCCGGGAACUGCUGUCUAUAGGAGAGAAUACGCCGAUGAUCGAUACGUCUCCGGUGGACCUUAUCCUAUCGAACAACCCCCCCAUGUUCCACCUCAUCACCAGAGGCAGUCGAUCGGGGGAACAGCAAGUUCCCAAGUUCGACCUAACGACGGUUAUCAGCGCCCAUCGUGGCCUUAUGCGGGAGCACAUGAAGCGUCGCCUACAGGCUUAAGACCAGAAGGCGAUGUGUUUAUGGCACCUCAAAGGCCGCCGCCAACUCGAAUUAUCGUAGAUGCCUAUGGACGUGAGUAUAUUGAGCCACCACGUUCGACGAUCAUCCGGCACUCCGCAGUUCCUCCCGCUCGAUCCGGCGAACCCGAGAUCUUGUAUGAACAAGCUCCGGUUCGGAGGCCCCAGGCGAUGGAGGCCUAUGAAGGAGGGGCAGUCUACAGGAGACGUUCUCCAUCGUAUAUGCCUAGACGGGUUGUUACACAACCGGAGUACGUAUCGCAGGAUUACAGGGACCAUAUGCCACGUGAGCAUUCAACACGGCCAUUAGGUCCCUCAGGAGAGUUCGUUGAGGUGAUGCCACCUCCAGAACGAAGACGUAUGGAAGACGGGACGAGAGACUAUAUUACAAGGCCGACCAGCGUGCGACCAGCGGAACCUGUUCGGUAUGAGGUCGCCCGGGACUACGGCCGAGUGCAGAGCGUGCGACCCGAGCCACCCGUACGUCAAUAUGCCACAAGCGUCCACCCGGAGAGCCACCGUGAAGCUGUACAGCCUUACGUGCGGGAAUACGGUGCCAUUGCUGCAGAGCCAGGCGUUGUGAGACAGGAGUACAGCACGCGGCCAGUGGAGCGGUACUACAAUCAACCGAUGAGAGGUGGAGAGGAGAUUGCUUUCAUUGAGAGACCGCGAGGAGCAACCCAGGAGAUUGUUUACGCAGACGAUGCGAGGAGGGAGGUUUAUCGUUAAGCUGGGUCAAACCAAAGCGGUAUUAAAAUAGAAGCGGAUCCAGUCGACAUCAGACGGGAUUACCAAUAUAAUUUAAUGACGUAUGAAGACCUUUUUAUACCCGAGAAGUUGAAUGACAACGUCU